CCCAGAAUGGCAGUGAUGAAAACGGGGGCGUUGGUCAUUGAUAUGGGGUCAGGAAGCUGCAAAGUGGGUUUCGCUGGAGAACCUUCUCCCCAUUCCGUGAUUGGAUCGGUUGUGGGCUACCCCAAGGGUAACAGCAAACGCAGGGAGUCGACCAUAGGUAAAACGGUCUCAACCGAACCAGACCUGUCCCUGGUCAGGCCAACCAGACAAGGCAUCAUCGUGGACUGGGAAGCGGCCGAAGACCUCCUGAGGCAUGCGUUUUACCUGGAUCUCAGGGUCUGCCCCGAGGAACACGCCAUCCUGAUCUCCGACCCUCCUCUCAGCCCCACCACCAACAGAGAGAAGAUCGCUGAGUUGAUGUUCGAGAGGUUCAACGUUCCCGCCAUGCACGUGUCCUACCAGUCAGUGCUGGCCGUGUAUUCCUACGGGAAGACCUCGGGUUUGGUGGUGGACUCGGGAGAUGGCGUGACCCACGCCGUCCCGGUCCACGACGGCUACAAUCUGCCCGACGCCAUCACCCGCAUGGACCUGGCCGGUUUCGACCUGACCUCCUACCUCAUCAAACUGCUCAGCGAGGCGGGCAACGCCUUCCACGAGAAAGGCAGGUACAUCGUGGACGACAUUAAGCAGAAAUGUUGUUAUGUGGCCAUCGAUCACGAGAAGGAGAGCAACCUGACAGAACAGGAAUACCUCGUGGACUACGAGCUUCCUGAUGGGCAUGUCAUCACUCUUGGGAAGGAAAGGCAGAAAUGCCCAGAGGCUCUAUUCAAACCAUCUGUCAUGGGGUCCAACCAAGAGGGUAUCCACAUAACAAGCAUGAACAGUUUAACAAAGGUCCAACCCUUUGUUAGGCAGUUAAUGCACGACAACAUUCUGUUGAGUGGAGGGUCGACCAUGUUCGAUGGGUUCUACCCUCGCUUCUGCAAGGAGAUCUUUUCCUUGGUCCCCAAGGACGCCAAGACCAACAUUCACGCUGUCCCCGAGAGAAAGUAUGCGGUCUGGAUUGGUGGUUCCAUCUUGGCUUCCCUGAAUGCCUUCCAGUCGCUGUGGGUUCGCGAGGAAGAUUACAAAGAACAAGGACCAUUCAUUGUGCAUCGUCGGUGCUACUGA
Callorhinchus milii (elephant shark) is the source of this 1110-nucleotide messenger RNA. RefSeq names its product actin. The transcript has a single exon. Bases 7 to 1110 code for a protein of 367 amino acids. The record is from RefSeq and is a predicted model, not a curated record. Lineage: Eukaryota; Metazoa; Chordata; Chondrichthyes; Chimaeriformes; Callorhinchidae.